Eucalyptus grandis is the source of this 868-nucleotide messenger RNA. RefSeq lists its product as uncharacterized. The record is from RefSeq and is a predicted model, not a curated record. Bases 310 to 657 code for a protein of 115 amino acids. NCBI's taxonomy places the organism in Eukaryota, Viridiplantae, Streptophyta, Magnoliopsida, Myrtales, Myrtaceae. The transcript is spliced from 4 exons.
AGAAAAGCAAAGCAGCAGCAGCAGCAGUAAGAGUGAAAAAAGGCAGAGAGCUCGGAAGAAACAAGAAAGAAAAAGAGGAUUUCUUGCGUGCCUCUCCACGGGUUGGAUGAACUUCGUUUCGCCGCGCCCAGGUCACAGGCGGACUAGCAGUGACUGUUAAGCAGUUCAUCAUGUUCUGAGGUUGGCCUGCGCAGGAGCUUGGGAGGGAGGUUGAAUGAGUCUUUUCCAAAUGGUUAUGUUGCUCCACUUCAGAUGUCAGAGUCUUUAGUUUUGCAGAGUUGAAAGUUGCAACAAGAAGCUUCAGGUCUGAUGCAAUUCUCGGUGAUGGUGGUUUUGGUAGUCUUGAAAGGCUGCCUUGAUGAGACGAGAUCUUCCCAGAGCAAACGAAUGACUCCAAUUGCCGCAAGGCUUCAAAGAGUGGAAGUUGGAGGUGAACUUCCUGGGCAGCUUAUCCAAAGGAUUGUCAGGCUAAUGGGAUGUUGUUUGGAGGAUGAACUACUACUUGUCCGUGACUUCUUGCCAGAGACUGCACUAAAGAACCAUCUCUUUGGAACAACAUCACAUGCAACGACACAAGUUACUGGAGCUUAUGGCUAUGCGGCACCCAAGUAUAUAGCCACAGGUAAUAUGAUGGGCUUUCUGAAUUGCUUGGGGUGAUCAUAGUAGAGAACAUUGCACUUUGGACAUAGUUUGACCAUUCCUGAUGCCAUGUUUAGCAAAUUCAUGUUAGAGCACUGGCCAUCAAUGAAUGAAGUCAUGGAAAUUGUGGGAAAAAUUAGUUACGCCUGAUAGAAAACAUUAUUUCCUAGACAAUUGAUCACAACUCGACCGUCUUUCUUGGACACAGUUAGUAAAUCUUUAUUCAUCA